Messenger RNA from Puccinia triticina, 1242 nucleotides. RefSeq lists its product as uncharacterized. The coding region runs from base 1 to 1242 and encodes 413 amino acids. The transcript has 9 exons. NCBI's taxonomy places the organism in Eukaryota, Fungi, Basidiomycota, Pucciniomycetes, Pucciniales, Pucciniaceae. Gene Ontology annotation, cellular component: membrane; cytoplasm. Gene Ontology annotation, molecular function: protein binding. The record is from RefSeq and is a predicted model, not a curated record.
AUGUCUGCCGCUGCUGCUGCUAAGCCCAGUCUUGCCGGUGUCCGGAACAAACAACGAAAAGGCGUCGCCAAAGCUGCAGCUAAAUUCGAGCCCGAAGAAUUUCGCGAUCAGAUCCUCAAACAUCUCUCGACUUUACCACCCAACGAUCUUGAUGCAGUAGCUGCCAAACUCGACACACUCGGAAACCAACUAGACUACCGUAAAUAUGAAGGCCCCUUGUUCGAGGUCCUCCUCGUCGGUGGUAUCCUCGCUCCCGGUGGAAGCUUUGUCGAUGAUGGUGCAGAAAGAAGCCCGUUUAGUAUACUGACAAGUACCCAAUAUCCAAUCGAUCAAGCCGAUAUGAAGAAACACGUCGAUGUCUUCAACAAGCUCAUCAGAAGAUACAAGUACUUGCAAAAGAUCUUCGAAGAGAACGCUCUCACCGGCUUACUUCAGUACAUCAACAAGUUUGAAGGACCUGACCUCGAGAAGCUGGCCUACUCCUUGGCCUUAUUCAUGUCUACCGCAUUGACGAGCUCAAAUGUCCUCUUAACUUUGCAGAAGGAGCAUUUGGUUAAAGAUGGCGUCUCUUUAAACUUCAUCACCAAAGUUUUUACAGCCUAUUUACAGGUUGAGUCAGCAGACCAUCUCUCGGGAGCUCUUCGUCGGGGUGGGGUCGUGGACAUGUACGGCUUCUUCCCGCCCCACAAACGCGAGCCAUCUGAUUUGGAGGCCCACUUCAAAGCAGCAAAGUUGGACGCGAUCGUCGCGUAUGCCCACAAACAGCGAAGCGGGCAAGUAAGAGACGAGACCUUGGUCAGGCUCCGAGAGAUGGUUGCUUCAGAGGACCCACAGAGCGAGAUCAUCAGCUUCUUGCAAGAGCAAGCACAAAGCGGAUUGAUUCCUGAUGUCGACUUCAUCGCCUUGGUAUGGCACGGCCUGAUGGAUAGACUAGACAUGGGCAGUCGACCGGAUCAGAUUGUCGACAUGGUCGUCAGAGCAGUCGUCGCUGUAGCCCCUGUAUUGGCUGCCUUUUGCAAGAACGCUAGGACUCAAAUCUCGAUGAUUAACACUAUUCAAGUCUGGGCCUACGAGAACACGAAAGUGAUGGGGGCGUUUGCAAAGAUCAUCAAGGAGCUCUACGCGCACGAUGCGCUUAGUGAACAGGCGAUCUUGUACUGGCAUAGCAAGGGCAGCAAGGCCCAGGCCCGCCAACACUUCCUCAAAUCGACUGAGCCCCUGGCUACCCUGCUCCAGCCAUAG